AUGAACGCAGUCAGUAUUGGGGAGUAUCACGGGCUGCGGGUGGGCUCUGCCCUGCUCAGCAUCGUAGCGGGUUGUAUCAUCAUCGGCGUGUCCAAGGACUGCGACGCCGACGCCGUCGGGGGCAUUUUUCUUGGCGCAGGAGGACUGGGCCUCCUCAUUUCUGUUUAUCCUUUCAUAAGAGCAUGGUUCAACUUUCAUCACAUCCUACCCAAUUUAGGCAACUUUAGAGUACAUCCAAUGACUGCUAACCCUGCACCAGAGCAGCCUGCAGAGACCCUGAGGCGUGAGGGGACACAGAGCCAGUUGAAUUUGGAACGCUCCAAGAGCCGGAUGGGAACGUUUGCGGAGACGGGCCUGGCUACUGAGGGCGGGCAGGAAGAUGGGCCAUCUGCAGACGUUCCCGAUAUUUUGGGUAGACGCAAGAUUAAGACAUCCUCACCAGAUCAAGAUCUUCCAUGA
Chanos chanos (milkfish) is the source of this 459-nucleotide messenger RNA. It is a transcript of the gene kncn, whose product is annotated as kinocilin. Bases 1 to 459 code for a protein of 152 amino acids. The transcript has 5 exons. The record is from RefSeq and is a predicted model, not a curated record. NCBI's taxonomy places the organism in Eukaryota, Metazoa, Chordata, Actinopteri, Gonorynchiformes, Chanidae.